Molecule: messenger RNA, 936 nt
Organism: Rhineura floridana
Lineage: Eukaryota; Metazoa; Chordata; Lepidosauria; Squamata; Rhineuridae
Gene: ARRDC5
Product: arrestin domain containing 5
Exons: 3
Coding region: 1-936 (311 amino acids)
Biological process (GO): protein transport
Cellular component (GO): cytoplasm
Source: RefSeq, a predicted model, not a curated record
AUGUCGGUGGUGAAGUCCAUCGAGCUAGUGAUACCCAAGGAUGUGUACGUAGCUGGCUCUGACGUGGAUGGGGAAUUAGUUCUGAGCCUCCACAGCACGCUGGUGGACCCUCUGGUGAAAGUCGAGCUGAUCGGAAGAGGCUACCUGGAGUGGGUCGAGGAAGCCAACGUCCAGAAAGAUUACAGCCAGCCCGCGACCUGUGUCAACAAGGCAGAUUACGUGCACAAGACCAAAACAUUCAAGAUAGAACGGAACUGGCUGGGUCCGGGUGUCCACACUUUUGAUUUCCACUUCGUCUUGCCUCCCAGGAUCCCAUCAACCUUCACCAGCCGGGUUGGGCGGAUCAGCUACUUCCUCCAAGGCGUCUGCGCGACGCGGGAGCUCAUUCUCCGGAAGCAGAAGAAGUACCUGCUGGUGCAAGGGACCUCCGUCUUCAGCCAAGACAUUGUGGAAUCCGAGUACCCCUUGGUGGUGGAAGUCGAGAAGGUCCUCUUCUACAACUGCUGCUUCAAGAGUGCGCCCAUCACCUUGCGCCUCUCCCUCGGCCAAAGCAUCUAUGCCCCCGGCAACGACAUCGCUUUCACGACGGAGAUCACCAACCGGACGGGCAAGUCCAUCAAGAAAGUGGUCUUUGCCCUGCACUCCGUGGUCCUCUACAAGGCCUUCAACCUCCGGGCCGAGCGGCGGACUCUGGAGGAGCGCGAGGAGAUGAUGCGCCUGGAGUCCCACAUCAGGAAGGGCGAGUCCUGCGAGGUCACCAAGAUCCACAGCACCCUCUCUCUGCCCAAAGUCAUGCCCGUCAGCAGCACCCACAAGUCGGACGACAUCAUGGAUGUUGGGUACGAGUUGACGGAGAUUGUCUACUUCCCUUGGUGCAUGAGCACCGUGGUGGCGAAGAUCCCCAUUGUCGUGCGCAAUGCAAUUGCAGACCCCUGA